UUGUUCAGGUGGUAAUUGUUGGUCCAUACCUGGCUAUCCUUCUCUUUCUUUUCUUGAUACCUCUGGGGAUGUACUCUCCUUGCAUCAGAGAGAUGGGCACGCUUGGACCAAAACCAGCUCUCAUUGGACACCGUGGAGCACCAAUGCUGGCCCCGGAAAACACUGAAAUGUCAUUUCAGAAGACAAUUGAACAUGGUGGAGAUGGUCUUGAAACAGAUGUUACCAUUAGCUAUGAUGGGGUUCCUUUCCUCAUGCAUGACAGCACCUUGAGGAGGACAACUAACAUCGAGGAGGUCUACCCCAAUGAAACUACUCAAAAUGCAGCGUUAUUCUCCUGGCAUACCCUGAAGGAGUUGAAUGCUGGAACAUGGUUCCUUAAGAACAAACCAUUUGCAUGCAUGGGCUCGCUGUCAAGGGCAGAGCGAAACCAGGCAAUGAAUCAGUCAAUUUACAAGCUAAGUAAUUUCUUGCGCCUCGCAGACAGUCAGAAUAAACUUGUGAUAUUUGAUCUCUACCGCCCUCCAGAGAAACAUCCUUACAGGAACUCAUGGAUCAACAGAACCCUGGAAGUCAUCCUCAACGAGUCGGGGAUUAGACCGCAUCUGGUCCUAUGGCUGGAGGACGACAUGAGGUCCUUUGUUCAGUCUGUUGCUCCUGGGUUUCAGCAGACAAUGGGCAGUAAGGCCCCAGUGGACGACCUAUUGAUGGACAAUAUUGUCAAACUCAAUCUUGCCUACACCGAAAUGUCCAGUGAAGAUAUCCGGAAAUACGCUGAGGCAAACAUCACCACCAACCUCUAUGUGAUCGACGAGCCAUGGCUUUUCUCCUUAGCAUGGUGCUCUGGGGCACACUCUGUGACCACCAAUGCCGUCCACAAGCUGAAGAAUCUCAGCCAGCCACUCUUCCUCAUGACUCCGCAGCAGUACAACAUCAUGUGGAUCCUGACAGAUCUGACCUCUGUGCUCCUCAUCUCACUCAUCUUUGCUCUGCACUGGUGGCGUGAGCGGAGUUUCUCCUGCUGUGCCCAUGACAGUGGCCCGAUGCUGGAGAGCGGCACCUACAACAAGUUCAGGACAGAGCUCAGCGACAUGCCUGCCGUCAUGGCCUGA
Molecule: messenger RNA, 1109 nt
Organism: Tauraco erythrolophus (red-crested turaco)
Lineage: Eukaryota; Metazoa; Chordata; Aves; Musophagiformes; Musophagidae
Source: RefSeq, a predicted model, not a curated record